Molecule: messenger RNA, 2275 nt
Organism: Vigna radiata var. radiata (mung bean)
Lineage: Eukaryota; Viridiplantae; Streptophyta; Magnoliopsida; Fabales; Fabaceae
Product: protein CPR-5
Exons: 5
Coding region: 234-1958 (574 amino acids)
Biological process (GO): leaf senescence; defense response; trichome morphogenesis
Source: RefSeq, a predicted model, not a curated record
AUAGUAGAAGGUCUUGUUGCAAUAUGGGCUGGAUCUAAAAGAGAAUGAGGGAAGGAAGGCGGCCAAGUUUCAUAAUAUUCCAAAAGUGAGAGAAAGAAACACUCUCCAGCGUCCCAAUCAUUGCAGUACAACAUUUGACACUUCAAAUUUGAGGAUUAUUGUGGUUUAUCACACUAAAUUUCAUGAAUGUGUGAUCUUCUCACUGAAUUUGUUUUCCGAAAAGGAGGGCCCUCAUGACUGAGAUUGAGGAUUUUUCCUCUGAACCAACAACAGUCAACCAAUUUCAGAGUCAAAUUUCGACCAACAAUGGAAUGCAAAGUUCAGACAUGUCUGAAACCUCCUCGAAUUCCUCACGGAAAAGAAAAAGUAAGGGUAAGAAGCUAUCAUUCAAGCGACGAAACCCUAGCGUGGUUGUUCGACGUCAUAGGGCUAAUAAUGUGGACACUAUUGGCCUUCCUCUGGGAAUGUCAUUCGCCGCCGUUAUGGCUCAGGUAUUGUAUAGAAAAGAUGUAGCAGCUGAGAGUAUAUCUCCAAGUCAUCUUUCAGUGAUGUGUACAUCAGCUAUCAAGGAAUCUCUUGCCAGUGUUUUUGGAGAUAAGCUAGAAGGUUUGACAAGAAACUUUGAGCAAUCUUUUAGUAGCACAUUGAAUACUCUCCAAUCAGUUUAUGAAUCAUCCAAGUGCAAUGAAGGAAAUAAAUUGAAUAAUAUGAAGAUGGAAAUUCUGAGUUCUAGAUUGACUCUUGACAAAGGAGAAUGCUCAGCUGAUACUUUUAGAGAGAGUGGUCCUUCAAGACCAUAUGAUACUGAAAUCCAUCAAUCAAUCAGUCAUGAUCUUGUUGAAGAGGUCAGGGAUAACUUUCAUAGGGACUCUGUCAAUCAUGAUUAUCCUGAAGAGGACAGGGGAGGGGAUAACUUUCAUGUGAAUUCAGUUACUGAUGAUUCUCCGGAAGAGGGCAGAGAUAAAUUUCAUAUGGAUUCAGUUAGUCGUGAGCUUGCAUUAUAUGGGCAAUCAGAUCAAAUGGUUUCUUUUUCUCAAAUAUCAUUUGGAUCAAUAAAUAAUCCUAUGGUUAGUAUUUUUGAGAAGCAUGUCGCAGAGCAGGGUCGUUCUAAUGACCUCAAGGCACUUGCAAUUGGCCUUAAAAUGGAAGAAUUGAACAUGAAAAAGGAUGAAUUGGCUCUCAACCGUGAUUUGAAUAGUCUAAGCAGAUCGAAAUUAGCCAUGGGAGAAUCAAAGGCAUCUUUCAAAGCUGAAAAGUUUAAGACUGAGUUAGAAGAUACUAGGCAUGGUGAACUAAAAAAGAAGUGCAUAGACUGUCUUAUCACUGGUUUGCUCAUUAUGUCAUCCUCACUUUUCUAUGGUGCUUAUGUCUAUUCUUAUGAACGGAUUACUGAAGCUACUGAAUCAUGUACACCAUCAACCCAGGAAUCUUCCUCCUGGUGGACUCCCAAGUCAGUGACCUCAUUCAAUUCAAAGUUGAAUAUUUUGUGGUGCCAGGUUCAAGUAAUGAGCCGAAUGAUGUUUGGUGUCUUGAUGAUUUUUGCUGUUGCAUAUUUGCUCUUGCAGCGAUCAACAACAUCAUCAUCACAGACUAUGCCUGUGACUUUCAUCCUUUUAAUGUUGGGAGUUGGUUGUGGCUAUUGUGGCAAGCUGUGUGUGGAGACACUAGGUGGUAGUGGUAAUGUGUGGCUCUUAUACUGGGAGAUGCUAUGUUUGCUUCAUUUCUUUUCCCUCUGCUGGACACCUGCUUUGUUCCAAAUCCUUCAUGGACCAGUCACUGCAUGGCAAACAACGAAAAAAAAAACAAUUUUUCAGUAUUGGAUUCGCAGAGUUAUCUUCUAUACUAUCUUGCUAGUGUUUCUACCACUGUUCUGUGGUCUCAUGCCAUUUGCUAGCCUAGAUCAAUGGAAAGACCAUUUUACAAUGAAAGGGUCAGAAUUUAACGGAUCGGAAUGGUAAAGCAGUGUUUGGUCGUGGUUAGCCAAUUAACCAGUAGCCAAGCCUCAUUGGUUGUAUUUGCCUAAGUCCAGUUUCAGUUCAUGAUUUGCUAAUUAUUCUGCUCUGAUGUGAUAUUCAAAGUAAUGGAAUGAGUAAUGUAUUAUGAGCACCACCUUGCUUUGCAUUUGCUGCUGUUUAAGACUGUUCACGAGUUCUUACUGAGGGAGAUGUAAUUUUUUGAGGGUAUAAAUUUAUGUAGAAUGGUGUAAAUGUAUUUGACAGUUAAUUAUGAUUUUUUGUAACAAUUAUCUUAGAGUUGUAAACAGGAUGUUACAUUU